Molecule: messenger RNA, 5732 nt
Organism: Pelobates cultripes (western spadefoot toad)
Lineage: Eukaryota; Metazoa; Chordata; Amphibia; Anura; Pelobatidae
Source: the annotation of a GenBank genome assembly
CUCCAUGUAUCUCAUUCUCUACCCCAAGCUCCUCCAUGUGUCUCAUUCUCCACCCCAGUUCCUCAGUGAGCACUUUCUGCACAACCACGUUACAUACUGUUACCGGCAGGAGGGAAGUGCUCCCACUGUAAGAAAUACAUUUAUUGCUAUUACAUUCCUGAUGUGAGUAUUUAAAAUUCUCUUUGCAAAGUAAGACAUUCUUCAUAUUUCCUACUUGACCUAUCACAUUUUUCUGUCAUAUAUGCUUUUUUUAUUAAGUACUAGACAGACAUUCUAAUGACUGAUCAGAUUGUAAAAUGAGUUUAAAUGUAUUACAAAAGAGAGCAUCUAUAACCUUACAUCAUAUUACCUAAUGUAGAGAGGGGUGAACACUGAACUGUCGGUCAUCCACAUCCCUGUCAAACAAUGCAUUAAUGAUUGAUGGCUCUUUCGUUAAUAAUUAUGAUCUGUAAUGUGUAAGAUGGUGUGUCUAGACAGGUAUAAAGUGCCGCAGGACAGAUACUAUACUAUCACUCCUCUCUUCUCCUGCGACCUGAGCUCUGCCCUAUUGGAUACCAAGUGACAUCAUGUCAUUCGCUGGAACCUGGCAGGUCUAUGUGCAAGAGAAUUAUGACAAUUUCCUGAGGUCUCUGGGUAAGUAUCUUCCUUCUUUACUAAUUUGUAUGGAGGGAGAACAAAAUGUGAAAAUGAAAUUCACUUGCAAUUAGUCAGUAUUAUUAUUACUGCAUUUUACUAUUUCUGGAAGGACAAAACCAAAAUCCAAUUGGGAUUGAGCAGGGAUAAUACCUUAAAAAAGAAUAUUGUAUCCAAAUUAAAUUUUAAAAAAUAACAAAUACUAGUACUAAAUUAUGAAUUAUUUAGAAUUAGAUCAAUAUCAAAUGGUACCCACAACAAUAAUAAACACAUAAUACCAUUAUGAGAUUCUCUUUAUCCCCUGUUUGCUGCUUGAGCUAAUGAGAAAGCAAUAGCCUGAGUUUUAAUGGGUGGCAGUGAUUGGCUGAGAGUGCCAGCUGACCUUUUUCAAUCUAUCACAAUUGCUGGUAUAAAUUGGUAUGACUAAAAGGAAGUGUAUAAUCUCUGCCAUAUCUUCAGUGGGGGUUGUACUGUGGGUGGCCAGGGACCCUCUUUCAGUGUUAACCUAGUUGCUCUGGCGAGAAAAAAAAUUCACCCCUGAUGCAUAUGCUAUGGCUUACAGUUGUGAGAAAAUGUUAAGGUCUGGGUAGUAGCAUAGGGCAUACAGUUUUAAGCCUCAUGUACAACUAAAAAAAAAUAAGAUGCAUUAAAAAAUAAAUAAAAGCAAUGGGAAAUAGAGAGACACAAAGGAUAAAUUAAUAAACAAAACAUGUAAAGUGACAGUGCUAACAGGACAACAGGAUAUGUCUAUACUAGAGUACGUUUUCAGAGUUUGUGUGAUUGUCUGUAUUAUAGAAAGUGUGGCUCAGUCUUAGAAGAAUGCAGUAAUUUGCAACUGUGAUAAUAAAAUUAUAUCAGAUAAUAAAUUAUAUAUAACAUCACUAAUUCCAGGGUUGCCAGAAGAAAUUGUUAAGGUGGCCAAAGAUAUCAAUCCAGUGAUUGAAAUUCAACAAAAUGGAGACAACUUCAUUGUCUCAUCAAAGACACCUAAACAAACCAACACUAAUACUUUCACUGUUGGAAAAGAAUCGGAAAUUACCACACCUGAUGGGAAAAAAAUUAAGGUAACAAUAUUUCUCUAUGUAUUAUGCCCAAGUACAACAUGGCUGUGUGAUAGUGUUUAUACUACCAGGAGUGCUUUGAAUUGUUUGGGUUGAGUCAGUUAUCCCAAUUGUAUAGGAUUUGCUGAUUUUUCCUAAUUUUCCCCAAUACAGCUUGUUUUGGCUAAAUCUUCAGUUAUCUCUUUAUCGCAGUUUACAUUUAGUGAAUUGACCCUUUUAGCUAAACUACUCCCUUACUGACCUUAAAUGACCUUGUCGUCUCCAUUUCCUCUCAGUUCAUCUCAAUUGUUCUCCUUACUUCAUUGUAUUGUCUCCUCCAUGCCAGAGUAUCCAUAACCUGUUCAUGAAAUCACUUCUUAAUAUUAAUCUGAUUUUCUUCAAGUCAAAGUCCUACCAAAAAUUAAGAUUGCCCCCAGUACAGAGAGCUUCUAACCUCACCUUUUGUCAGUUGGAGACUUGGUGUAAUGGCUUCCACAAGCUUCAUACUCAUAGUAUCAAAACGUUGCCAUGGUAAUCUGCGGCAACGCUCAGAGUCGCCUGGAGCCAUUAUGCCAGGUUUACCUGAAUGAAUUUGUUUUCUUAGCACUAUAGUUUCCCAAAGGUGAGGAGAGAAAAUCAUGCAAUAAACACUGUUUUGCUUUUGUGAUUAUUCGCAUACUCCUUUACUCUAUUUCUUAUGAAUAGGAAUAGUUUCUUAGAAAUAGUUUACUAAACCUAUUAAAUUGGAAUAAUUAUUUUAAUUAAUGAGGAUAUUAAUAGAGGGUAGAGAGCUUUUUCAGAGUUUUUCCAAUGAUCUAUUUUGGCAUUAACUGCUUGCUUUUGCAGGAAAAUCAGCCUAUAAGGAGAUCUUUUGUUUUGAGUUAAAGGGUUACUCCAAGCAUCAUAACAACUUCUGCCCACUGUAGUAGUUAUAUGCCAGGAGUACCCAGGCCCAGUUCCUCAGUAACGGGGCAAAUUAUUUAGCAAUGGUCUGCUCCCUUACCUGGGUCCCCACCAUUUCUCCCUGGUGGUCCAGUAACAUGCUUUCAGCCUCAGCAGAGCUUUAGAAGCUAGAAGUGGUGGUAGUCAACAUUAAUUGGCUAAAAGCAUGAGCUGACUGCUCUCAGCCAAUGACUGUCAUUCUGUGCAAUUGAAUUGACAUUAUUCAGCUCGGAAUUCUAGUAUCAGCCUUGAUGGUGGCCCCCCUUCCAGCAGCAGAGGGGUUAAUCUAUGUAUUCAAAAUGCUGCACAUACAAACUCCAGGCACCAUGACUACUCAAAUCAUUGAAGGGAUUAUGCUGCUUAGAGUAACCCUUUAAUAAAACUAUAACUGAUAUGUAAAUUGAAUCAUGUAUUGCCUCUAUAUCAAAGCUGUGAUAAAUUACUAUCUUGAGGAAUCUCAUGAAAACUAUAUAGUAUGUGGUGGUGUUGUUAUAUGUGUGAAAAUAACAAAGUCCUGUGUCUUUAGGUCACCGUUAACCUGGAAGGAGGAAAACUAAUCUGCAAGAGCGAUAAAUUCUCCCAUAUUCAAGAAAUUCAGGGAUCUGAAAUGGUGGAGGUGGGUAUCAAGCACUGGAGCAGAAGCUCUAGUUAAUGUAAUGUUAAUUAUAAGUCAUUAUAGGAAUCUUUACCCAUUAUGAAUACAUUCCAACAGUUACCCACUAUAAGUCUGCUGCCCACUCAAAAUGAAUUUACAAAAAAAUCUAAAUACCAUUGGGAAAUACCAUAGUCUGCUCACUAUACCAUCCAUUUGCUAGAUGACCCCCAAACCCCUUGUUCCACUCUAAGUUAGAAACAAAAACUAUCCACCUAGUUGAAAUUACUAAAUAGCUGUCAUCUGUCAUGCAUCUCAUUUACAUUUAUUUCAUUUGUAUUUUCUUGCCUGCUACAUUUUGUCUCAGCCUAUCCAUCAAGAUGGUAAGCUCGCACCAUUUUGCAUCAUUGGAGGCUAAUCCAAAGGGUCAAGGUGGAGCAGCGCCAAUCCUCCACUCAUCUCCAUUUUACUGCAAUAAAAAGCGUGUAUGUGUGUGUGUGUUUUAGGACUAUUGAUAAUUGUGUUAGAAUAAAAACAUGUCUGUCAUGACAAGUUCUGCAAUUUCCUCUCAUAUCCUCUUUUAAUGGAGAAUUAUAGUGUCAGGAAUAGAAACUUGUAUUCCUGACUCUCUAGUCCUCAAGUGGCUGUUUAGGUGACCAGCACCCUCCAAUCUCAGUAAAAAGGUGAUUUUAUUUACUUUUUCUCCCAUGCUGCGCCGAUCUUUCCGCGGCUGGACGUGCCUGACUCCACCUCCAUGGCUGAGAUUAUCAAUCUUGAUGAUCUCAGCCAAUCCAAUUCUUUUCCAUAGCAUUGGGAGGCUACAGCAUAUAUGCGGCAAAAUGCCCACUGCCCAAAUCAGCAUCUCUUGCACUGGACUAGGAAGCACCUCUAGUGGCCAUUAAGUGACUGCCACUAGGUGUUACUAGGCAGCAACCUAAAUUUAAGCUUAAAAUACCUGCACGGGCAUGCAGUACAUCCCUAGCACAUACAGUACAUCCCUGAAAUACACAGUACAUCCAUGACGCACACAGUACAUUCCAUAUACACACUAUGGAUCCUUGCUUGUCAAUGGUGAUGUCACAACAUGCCCCUCCCCCCAUGUCUCAACCCUCUACCAGUUGGUCUCUCUGUUUCUUUCCCAGUCCGGCCCUUAUGACAGCACUAUAUAAAACUGUUGGAUAAAUAUUUUUGUUUUAUUGAGGCAAAGAUAUGAACAAUCAGACAUUGCAGAAAAUGCAUAUACAGUCAUGAGUAAAACAUUUACGAGUAUGGUAAGUAUGACAUUCAGAUACAGCGAGCCUCAGUUUUGUUUUUUAAAGUAAAGAAUCAGGAAAUAACAUGCUGUUUUCAAGACGGAAAAUCUCAGGCUGACAGAAUAACACUAGUGCACUAUACCUUUGUAUUAAUAUGCAGGUAUACACAAAAAUAAUGAAACAAAAAUGUAAGGAGAGAAGUGGUGAUACUUGGUUAUGUGUCAGGUAAGGUGAUGCUGAACAGGGGUGGCAAUCGGUAAUCCGCCAGACUCAGCCGACUCCCACAGUUAGCAUGAUGGUUGCACUGCCCGAAGGAACUUGGUGCCAGGAUCGGGUGCCUCUCCAGGCCCAGGCCUUGACGAGAACCUGCAUCUAUGUGCCACAGGCUCAGUUACUGUUAUAGUCCGAGACUAUCCUCUUUUGAGUGUGGUCGGAGGAUCGGGGUGACAGGCACUGCCUAACACGAACAGUUCUCCGCACUGGUGGACGAUGCAGGGCAUACAAGCCCCAUGUGGCCCUCGGCCUAGGUGAGUGAGGAACAGGAUGCACAGGUUUUCUCCGAUGCUUUUCACCGUCAGUAGGCCCCUCUGUCAGCACUGAAAGGACCGGGCUAUCCCCCACUGGUCCAGGAGAGGGGCGGGAGUACAGCGGAUCCAAGUGUAGGGCUAGGGAACAAGGAGAUUGGCCGCCUCUCCUCAGUCCAGGCCCCAGUAGGCCGCAACAGGAUCCUUGGGCACUGUUAGAUAAAUAAACAUGAAUUUAAAAAUCUUUUAUUGCAGCAUUCUGGUCCAUACAAAAGACAUGACUGUCAAAACAACACACGUAAAGUGAAAUCUGCUGGUUUUAGUCUGUUUGUCUAUUAUCAGUACGUUUACAUAAAAAAAAACCUGGAUUGACCUGCUUUUGGGCUAAACAUAAACAUCAAAGUUUAGCAUUUAUUUUUAAUGUGGAAAGAAAACUGGAAGCUGAAUGUAAACUUUGCAAAAUAUGACAGAACAAUGACAGACGAAUGAUGGGAAAAAAACUAAAAGGGUGUCUUUCUCUUUUCUUACAGACAAUCACAAUUGGUUCAGCAACAAUGAUCAGGAAAAGCAAGAAGGCUUAAAACAAGAAACUCUUAUUUUUUACUAUUUAACAACAUGUGCUGCAACAACAUAUUUUAAUAAUAAAAUAAUGUUUCAGUGGGAAUCUUUGACUUUAUGUAUUUAAAUAUAUAAUAGAAGUGUAGAGUCAUUCACUAAACUAUCAAUUGUAUGGAUUGUAAACAUUAUG